This is a messenger RNA of Carassius gibelio (silver crucian carp), 2194 nucleotides long. Its product is annotated as galectin-3-binding protein A. Gene Ontology annotation, molecular function: protein binding. Bases 232 to 1932 code for a protein of 566 amino acids. Lineage: Eukaryota; Metazoa; Chordata; Actinopteri; Cypriniformes; Cyprinidae. Gene Ontology annotation, cellular component: membrane. The transcript is spliced from 5 exons. The record is from RefSeq and is a predicted model, not a curated record.
AACAUGCACACUUAGUCAGGAUUUAGCUUUCUUGUGAAAUGAAACUUAGUCCUUCAGCCUGACUGAAACUUAAGGUAGACUUGUGAUUGGACAGUGCUUGUGAUCUCACAUUGCUUGACCUCAUUUAGCAGAUAUUUAAAUGAAAGCAAGACGGUUCGUAAGUCUUCAGUAAGAACCUUCAUUAAUUGUGUUCAUCCUGCUUUGUUAUUUUAAAGAGUUUCCAGCAAGAAAAUGACCAAGUAUAUUUUAUGGACAUUGCUGUUUUUCCAUGUGUCAGCACAGCGUUGGACCCUGUUUGAUGAAGAGUCAAAGCCUAAACGUGAGAGCAGAGUCCGAUUGGUGGGGAAUUUGCCUUCUUCUGGUCGUGUGGAGGUCUACCAUGAUGGACAGUGGGGUACAGUUUGUGAUGACGGAUGGGAACUGGCUGAAGCACAAGUGGUGUGUCGUCAACUGGGCUUUCCUGGAGCGAUAUCAUUUACACCUGGAGGAAAAUAUGGAGAAGGCUCUGGUCCAAUCUGGCUGGAUGACAUGAACUGUAAAGGCUCGGAGAGCUCAUUGUCUGAAUGCAGCUUCAAAGGUUGGGGUGUUACUGACUGCUCACAUAAAGAGGACGCAGGAGUGGUCUGUGAGACUGGUACAAACAUAACCAGCAAUCGUCAGUUCUUUCUGGAUAACAGCCUGGGUUUAUCUGAUGAUCUUGGUCUUCUGUUUGAUAGUGGAGAUGUUUGUGAUUUCAGAAUUAAUGUACAAGACACCAGUGAGAAGGAAGAACUGACAUUUUGUGUGCACAGAAUGAUCCUCAUGAUUUAUCCAGAGCUAAACAUAACAAAUAAUUCCAGAAACCUCACAGUUGAUGUCAGCCAGACUUGCCAUCCUCAUGUCUCUGCUUUUCUCAGGUAUUUGUACACACGGCAGAUUGAUGUUUCCAUCACGUCGGCUCAAUGUCUGCAUCAGCUGGCGUACAUCUUUGGAGUGAAGAGGCUUAUGGAGGAUGUCGGCCGGGCUUUCACUUCACUCCUUCCUGAAGACAACACUUUCCAUACACAGGUAUCCAUGUACGAGUACGGUGUUCGCACAGGUGACCUUGUUCUUCAAGAGAACGUCCUUCAGUAUCUUUCCUGGAACUGUGAGUUCCUCAUAAGCUCUCCAGUGUGGAGCAACAUCUCGUUUCACAUGAUGGAUGCUCUUCUGCAGCGCUCAGACCUGAUUGUGAAGGAUGAAGCUUUUCUUCUUGAAGCUCUGGAGACAUGGGUCAAAGACAAAGGUGAUGAGAUUAGUUCAGAUCAACAGGCAAGUCUCCUGAAUCACAUCCGUUUCCUCUUGAUCCCAGUGGAUAAACUCUAUGAAAUGCAGUUUUCCUCAAGCGCUCUCCGUCAGAAUCAUGAGAAACUCUACCUAACUGGUCUGCUCAGAGGUUUUCAGUUCAACGCUCUGCCUUUCUCUAAGAUCAGGAAUCAAAUGGAUAACAUGAGUAGUGAGUAUCUACCCAGAAUCUACACUGGAGAUGAGUGGAGUGUAUUUAUCAAUGACACAACCGUCAAUUACCCAUACCAUCAGUACUACUACAGCCAAAAUAACAGAAUACAAACCUUCUCCACUCCAGCACACCCCAGUGCUCUUUACAGAGAAAAAAAUGUCCAGUGGCACGCCCAGGUGUUUCUUAGUGCUCAGGAAUGCUCUAACUAUGGUAUUUCAUGUUAUUCUUUUCCUGUUGCAAGGUUUCUCGCAAAUGGUAAUCAGUACAUGUACACUAGCACCAUUCGCUACAGCAAUAGGUUCAUUCUCAGCUGUAAGAAUGAAAACAACGUCUUUCAUGUUCAAGAUUUCAAAAACGACAUGGCAGUGGUUCCAAAUAACAGCAGUAUGGGUCUGCCAAACCCCUGUCCUGAUGACUACAGUUUCAGAUUUGUAGUACGUCCAGAGUAUAUCUGAAUGAAAGCUGUUAAUAUCAUCGCAUUUUCUACCAGUGGUAAAGUUUAGGUCUGCUUAUACAGUUCAAUCAAAUUAAAAUAAUGAUUAACCUUCAUUUAUAAUGAUUAAUGUCGGUUUAUGAUCAUUAUAAUAAUAAGUGAAUGUUUUUUAUCAUUUUGAUUAUUUCAUGUAAUGAUCUGAUUGCUAGACAUUAACAUGUUUGAUUGUUUAAAGAUGCAUUUAAAAUCAUACAAAAAAAAUAAAAUAAAACAUUUUCAUAAUU